AUAGAUUUUUUUUUAAUCCUGUAAUCAGUCAUAUUCAAUCGACACUGGUAGACCGGGAGGAGGUAGACAGCUGUUCGUCUUUCACAUAGAAACACAUUCAAUUGUCAGUAGCUUUAUAAAAAUGGUUCUUUUAUGUUUCAUUUGGCUGCUUUUUAAAUUAAUUUAACCAGCUAUUAAAUGCCAGAGAUCAGCGCCGCGAGGCACAGCAUGCACACACUUGUAUGAUCGCGAGAGGCAAUUAACCACGAGAGCGCGCGCUAAUUCAAAGUGCGGGAAAAUCAGUUCCGGUUAUGACAUUGUAGUAAAACUGAAAGUUAACCCGAACCUGCCGAAAUUUAAAACUUUUAGAAUGGCGCUCCUAGAAAUGUGUGAUAAAAUUUUCGGAACACGAAAUCUUUAUGAUGUCCUAAAGAUUUCAAAGGAAGCAUCAGCAAGUGAAGUGAAGAAGGGAUACUACAAACAGUCGUUGAAAGUCCAUCCUGACCGGGCAGCUGAAGAGGAUAAAGAAGAGGCAACGGUCAAAUUUCAAACAUUGUCCAGGGUCUACACAGUCCUUUCAGACAAAGCUAGGAGAAAUCUUUACGAUGAAUCAGGUGAAGUCGAUGAUGAAAUUGAUACAGACCAGCAGAAGGAUUGGGAUGCUUACUGGAGGAUUCUCUUUAAGAAGGUGGAAGUACGAGACAUCCAAGAAUUCGAAGAGAAAUAUAGAGGUUCUGCUGAGGAGCUUGACGAUUUGAAAGCAGCGUAUGUCGAAUUUGAAGGUGACAUGGAGGAGAUUCUGGAUAAUGUCAUGUGCAGUCGAGAGGAAGAUGUUCCUAGGUUUACCAAGAUCUUAAAGGGGUUGAUCAAGAAAGGAGAAGUACCCGUGUUUGAAGAAUUUGACAAGGUUUCAAAGAAGAAACAGAAAGCAAGACAGAAAAGAGUCGCCCAGGAAGCAGAAGAAGCCGAAGAGCUAGCCGAGGAGCUUGGCUUGAACGGCAGUGGGGCGUCGGCUGGUGGCGACGGUGACGACGCCCUCAAGGCACUCAUCCUGGGAAGGCAGAAAAGCCGAGAACAGCAGAUGGACAGCCUCUUUGCAAACCUUGAGGCUAAGUACUGUCAACCUAAGAAAGGAAAGGGCAAGAAACAAAAGAGAUAAUGGAUCCAGGAUGGGUUUUUCUGCAAAUGUGAACUGUUAUUUGAAAUACAGUGCUUCAAUGUGGUCAAGGAAUCUUCAAGUCAUGGGAAUAUUAUAGGCAAGCUGGUUGCUUCUACUUAUAAAAACUUUUUUUUAUGGGCCUUAGAGGCAGAGAUACCAUUCUUGGGGGGUUUUGCCUAUUUUCAGACCCUGACAACUUCCCAGCUCAGAUUUUCAGGCUUGUAUAACAUGUGAGCAGCCUCUUCAGAACCAUCAAUAAGUCACCCAAAAUGAAUUUUGAGAAUUUUUUUGAGCUUGGUAACGCACAUCAUGAGCAUUAAAAUGAUAUAUAACUAUUUAAAAUUAAUCAACAAUCACUUGACUGGAUGUUGAAAAAAUUCAGUAAAGAGCUUUGAAGAACAAGGAGAAAACAAAGUUGGAAGUUUGGAGUUCACUCAAGCAUGGUGUACGUGCACUCUGUGCAUUCUUGGUGAAUAUUCCAAGCAAAAAGAAGUGGUAUCAAAGGAACUCUUGUAUCUUUAAUCUUGUGUCUUUAAUUUAACUUUACAAUUUCAAAUGGUCAAUAUUUAUGUAUGUGCAUGUAUAUAUACCAAAAAAAAUGAACUAAAAUAAUAGAUUUUGAAAGUACAUAUAUGUAGAAGAAUUAUUCUAUCAAAUAAGCUAAUUUUCUCACUUUUACUUUUUGGAAACCAAACAACAAUUUUGGCUAUGUACAGAGAACCUUCCCUGGUGACAUUAUUUGUUUUGGGUGGCUGAUCACAUAUUUUAUAUACAGCAUAUAACGGGGCUUUUUACUCGCUUGUUUUCAAGCCCAGUGAGGUAUCCGGACUGGCAGUCUUGCCCAAGGGUCUUGUCUGCAGUUGAAAUGACAUCCAUUGAUUUCAUCAUAUCCUUUGUAUUGCUGUAAGAGAUAAUUGUCUUCCAUAUUGACGUGGCUACACAUAUGGAUAUAAUGAUUAAACUGAAUUUGUGCAGAUCAAAAUGGUCAGGGUUUGAUCAAGAUGAAAGGACUUGUGUAAUGUAUGAACGUAGUAUGCCAGAUACCACCUGCUAAACAAAAAUAUUAUAUUUUGUGUAUUAUAAAGGGGGAUUUUUUUUUGUAGCCAAAAGAAUAAUGUAUAUGCAUAUGGGCAGUUCCAUAAAAUGAUCACCCUUUUUGUACGUCCGACCACCAAUUUUUCUCAAGUCUCCACUUCCUAAACUGACCAAGUCAUGGUCCUAUGAGAACAUUACAGACUGUCAAAAGAACAAGAAAUCACAGACAUAAAAUUUCAUCAAGGUUUCACAUAUAUGGGGUCAGACGUACAUAUUUUAUGGAAUUGCCCAUAUAUGCUACUACUUGUGAUUUGGGAAUCAUCCUGAUGGUCUUCUUGGCAUCGACAUAUGCAUACAAAUUUACUUAUUUACACCUUUAUAUUACAAGGAAUAUCAGGUCUUAGGACCCUAAAUUGCAUUUACUAUGACAUUACAGGUAGUGAAUUAUGUAGAUUUUUAUAGGGAAUAUACCAUGCAUGAGUGACAUUAAAACGAGUCGUUGCAUUGCACUUUUACAUUGUAGUUUUUACGGCAUACUUUGUGGUAAUGUGAGAGUACAGAUGUGAAAAAAUAACGAGAAGCAAAAAAAAAAAAGAAGAUAAAUGAAUACAUGUGACAUAUAAUAGGUGUCACAUACCUCAGUACUACAAGAAUGCAAACAAUAUUCAUUUGACCCAACCUAAAAGUGUAUGCAUAUGAUUUGCCAUAAAAAACUGAUGCUAGGAAGGGCAAUCACAGAACUUUCUUUGCUCAAAGUGGUAAGAAAUAUCACUUUACUUCUUUAACUAUUUGAAUAGUGAAGAAAUUAGGGUUUGUUUUUUUUUGUUUUGUCUCAGGAGAUGAAUGAGAUCUAGUCACAAGAUGUGUCCAUACAUCUUGAUUUGUUUCCACAAUGAGGUGGUCAAUAUUCCGUUUGAUGGUCAGAUAUGAAAUUUCAGCUGUAUUUCUAGAGAGAGUGAUUUUCCGUUUCAAAAAUUUGUCUUUUCGGUUUCUGAAAAUCUGUAAUUCCGCUUCAACUUGGAUCUUAAAAUGGAAAUUCCAUUUUGUCACUGAAAAUGUACACAGCAUAAACCUGAAUUCCGUUUUGCAAAGGUGAAUUCCAUGAAUUUUUACAUGAAAAGUAUAAGAACCAAACGGAAUUUCCGUUUUAUAUACCGGUAAAACGGAAGAUCACUGUCCCUAUAUUUCCCAUCUUUUCGUAGUAAAAAUUUGUCCCCUUGAUUUAAAUCCUCAUUUUAUGCAUUUUUCUUCAUUACUGCUAUUUAACAUGUGUGUAUAUUGAGAAAUAUUUAUAGGUGUGACACCUUAAGUCAAUUGACUGUAAAUGAUGUGGAUCAAUUCCCAGCCUUGGCUCUAUGUCAUAGAGAAUACCUAUUCCAUUAGAAAGCACUAUAGUCUGUAUUGUGAAGUCUGGCUUAACUUAGGCCAUUGUCUAAGCCUGUUAAAAUUAUGGGACGCCGAAAGUGUCAAAACUUUAGUUAACAUUGUAUUUUUGUAAUAUUUACAAUGUUCUUUCAUCAUGCUUUAUUUGAGAAGAAAACCAGUUUAUUUAUUAUUCCCAGACAGUUCUGAAUGGUUUAGUGUCAGGUGUGCUGAUAAACUAGACCACUACUGGUUGAGAUUUGUGUCACAUGUGACUGCCAGUAGUUAAACUUCAACUUCAGACUAGAGUUUAAUGAAAGCUGACUUCAGAAUACGAGCCUUUACCUUGUGUCUGCCAUGAUGGCCAAGACUUUCUUAGAACAUGAAAUGGAUUAAAUGUAACAAGUCAGCCGAUAUGUCAGUGGAAAAAUUAUCUUACAUUCUGCUACCAAAAAAACUUUGGUCUCUGUAAUGUCAUUUGUUCUGAAAUUCUUAAAAUAGACUAAUUAAUUUCUAAUGUUAGGCAUAUUUUAAUCUCUCAAAUUGCAAUAUGAAAAACAAUGCCCAUGCAAACUGGAGUGGCUAAUAUUUGCCAUUGUUUUUCAGAUGUAGGUUUUGGAGGCAUCAAUAUUUACUGUUUAUGUAUUGCAGUCAUAUCAGGAAGUCAAGAGCCAAAUGACUCCAUAUCAUCAACACAAAAGAUUGGAUAGCAUUACAAAAAAUAUUCUGAAGUCUGGUUUGACUUAGGCCCCGGUCUCACUGGGUUAAAAUUAUGGGUAGCCAACAUUUCAAAAUUCUAUUUGCAUUCUGUAUGUUUUAUCUUUACUUUGAUCUUUCCUCAUGUUUUAAUAAUGAAGGGAACUAUUUCAGUAAUUGUUCCCAGUCAGAUAUGGAUGAUUUGAGUGUCAAAUGAGCUAAAAGAUUGAACUUGUAGAAAUGUUUGAAACGCCUUUCACACUUGGCUAUCUAUAGUUCGACCACAAUUUUAGACCAGAUUUUGAAUUAAACCCGACUUCAGAUUAAUGGCCUAUAGGCUAAAAAUCUUUUUGUUAAAAAAAAAUUAUGAUAUUACUGUGUGCCAUUGUGCCUAACCUGACCCUAUUCAAAGGAUCCACUGUUGCAUCUUAUGUCAUUUGUGAUGUCAUGCACUUGGUACAGGUAACUCUGCAAGUUACAUUUGGGCUAAAUUUUAGAAUUCAUUAUUUUGCCAGGUGGAUGAUUCAUAAAACUCUUUUUUUUUAAGUUACAGACAACUUUACCGAUGACUGGAACAUGUUUUUAUGUGCUAAGUCAGCUGCAUAGGGAUAUGUCAGAUAGCGCAAGAGAGGGUCACAAGUUGUGCGUAAAUUCAUUUUUAACUUUCGAAGAGCUAUGGGCAUCUUUUCAGAAGUUAGUGCUCCGUCAUUUAGUAGGAAUCCCAUGAUAAGGAUUAUAUGCGUCUAUUCAGUGAAGUUUUCCUUGCAGUCCCCAUGACUGAUGAUUUGUAAUAAAAAGCCGCUUGCAGAAUUCCUGCAGGAAAGACGUGGCUCUGACUUUUGAGAAGGUGCCUUAUGAAACACCCACCUGGCUAGUUGAUCAGUAAAUAAUGGCGUUUCACCUGUUUUUGGCUACUUGUAUUUAUUCUCGUACCAGUUUCCCUCUUUCAUCCCCCACCCCUCUCUCACACCUACUCUUCUUUCCCCUCUUCCUCUCACUCUCCUUUCCCUUUCCUUUCUCUCUGUCUUCCUCUGAGCAAAUGGAAAUUAAUCAUCACCAUCUUUAUGGGUUUUACACUUGGUUGUGCAACCUCUGGUUACAAUAUAUUUUCCACAAAAUAGCGAUGCAUUUAUGACAACCAUUUAUGAAAGCCUCUUUACAGUGCAUCCCACAAAAUAGGAAACUGAGAGUCUCAGCUUUUUAGUUCUUCUUGUCAACAGUUGUCAAUGAUUUAUAGUCUUUCAUUGAUGUCAUGAAAUUUAGGGGUUUUUCUUCAUGCAUCACAUAAUAUGAAUAGUUCAUCCAUAGAUGAUCAAGAAGAAAUUUAAAUUUCAGUUUAGAAAUUAAAUGCUCAGAAAAAUGUGUCUAAUUUUUUUAAUCAUUCAUUUUAAAUUUAUUGAAUUCUAAGAGAGUAGUUUCACACAUGAGUUUCUCCAAAAUUAUUUCCAACAUGCCCAAUUAUUUGUAAUCAUCAGCGUGUGAUCAUGAUUAAUGUUGAGGGCGAUAUCUGACUCUAAAGACAUAUUUCCUCUUUUGAGGGAUGCACUGUACAUGUAUACCUUAACCCCCAUUUUCAUACAGCCAUCCAAAAUAGAGUGAGCUUCAUGGAAUUCACAUUCACAUCG
Lytechinus pictus (painted urchin) is the source of this 5856-nucleotide messenger RNA. RefSeq names its product dnaJ homolog subfamily C member 9-like. Gene Ontology annotation, cellular component: nucleus; cytoplasm. Lineage: Eukaryota; Metazoa; Echinodermata; Echinoidea; Temnopleuroida; Toxopneustidae. The record is from RefSeq and is a predicted model, not a curated record. The coding region runs from base 350 to 1138 and encodes 262 amino acids. The transcript is spliced from 5 exons. Gene Ontology annotation, molecular function: heat shock protein binding.